Molecule: messenger RNA, 2141 nt
Organism: Sapajus apella (tufted capuchin)
Lineage: Eukaryota; Metazoa; Chordata; Mammalia; Primates; Cebidae
Gene: XNDC1N
Product: putative short transient receptor potential channel 2-like protein
Exons: 10
Coding region: 564-1775 (403 amino acids)
Biological process (GO): single strand break repair; base-excision repair
Cellular component (GO): nucleus
Molecular function (GO): damaged DNA binding
Source: RefSeq, a predicted model, not a curated record
GGGAGGAGUGGGUGGUCAUCAAGGAAAUGUACGGAGCAGCCUGUUCCGAUGAACCGUGGAAGCAGCGAUGCGACUUGAGCUCCUGAAACAGAGCUCAAGAGCCUUGUGGGUGGGACCUCCAUGGCCCCCACAUACAGCUUCUUACUUAUGCUGUCAGGCGACUUCACACAUCUCGGCACACUUUUCUACACCACAUCCUGCGUCCCCAGUUCCUACCUUACCCUCCUUUUUAUACACCAUUCACUGCCCCAUCCCCACGUAUACCUUCGUAACUGACUUUUCAACACCCUGUGAACUCGUUACCUUGCAAUGCUGUAGCUCCAGCUCACACGCCUCUGGGCAUCUGCCUGGAUCUGUCUGGUGAAAGAAACUAGGAUGGCCUGUGAGCCCAUAGAACCCCUAGAAAAGUCAGCUUUAUAUUGGGACCAACGGGAAAUUACAGGGAGUAAUGUGAGGAUUGUUGCUUUUCUGGAAGCUAACACAUAGUCAGUGCCAAAGUGGUGACAGAAGAAAUCUUGGGAGAAAGCAUUUUUGCUUGUACUUGACACCGUGCUGGGCCCACCAUGGCUCCUGUGAAGAUCAGCCACGUGGUAUCAUUUUCUUCUCAGGAUCCCAGAUAUCCUGUAGAGAACUUGCUAAACCCAGACAGUCCAAGGCGACCUUGGCUCAGCUGCCCUCAGGACAAAAGUGGGCAACUGAAAGUGGAACUACAGCUGGAGAGGGCAGUGCCCAUUGGCUACAUUGAUGUGGGUAACUGUGGCUGUGCAUUCCUGCAAAUUGAUGUGGGCCGUUCUUCCUGGCCUCUGGACAGACCUUUUGUCACCCUGCUCCCUGCAACCAUGCUAAUGUCUCUAACUGAUUCAAAGCAGGGGAAGAACCGCUCCAGGGUCCGCAUGUUUAAAGAUGUUGACUUCCUGGCUCCAGCCUCCGGAGAGUCAUGGGAUCGACUUCGCCUGACCUGCUCCCAACCCUUCACACGUCAUCAGUCCUUUGGCCUAGCCUUUCUACGGGUGCGUUCUUCUCUGGAUUCCUUAGAUGUUCCUGUGGAGGGUCCCUCAGCCCUUGUGAGCUCUGUGCUGAACCAGGGUUCUUCUGAUGCUCAGGAGUCUGGUCCUAGCCCCUGGCUAGCUAAUCCUUCCAUCCGGAGGACAUUCUUCCCACAUCCCCAUGCGGACACCAAGGAAAUUUCAGACCUCAGGAAUAUCCUAACACAGCUGCAGCCAGGGACUCUAGGGCGUUCAGCCCACAUGGUGCUUUCUGCUGCCCGCAGAGUACCUCCAGCCAGUGUGGCAAGCCCAAAGAACAGCCAUGCAGAACCAGGUCCCAGUCAUCCAGGCAGGGCAGAGCCCAGAGCAGAGGAGCAAAACUCUGAGAAUGAUGUGGGCAGGAUGAAAAGACGGAAAGUGCAGCACCAAAGGCCUUUAUCCAACUCUAAUUCUCGGCCAAACAGGAAGGAGACAGCAAGAGCAGGGCAAAGAAAACAACACCAACCGCAGGCCCAAAGCAGUAGUGGCCAGGAUAGCAGACAGUGCCCCAUUUGUGCAGGCUCCUUCAGGAUUGAGAUUCUUCCCUGGCACGCUGCCACUUGCGGAGAGACCUCCCCACCUCACUCAGCUUCUCCCUCAUCCUCAUCAUCAUCGUCCCAGUCUGUACUGUGGGUAUCCUCCCCAGAGAAUUCACCCCCUAUCUCCUGGGUUCAGUGCCCUAUCUGCCAGUUGCAUUUCUCAGCAAGAGAAGUAGAAGAGCAUGCCAGCGUGUGUGGGGACUUCCUAUGACUCUAUGACUAAGAUUGAGACUAAAUCACUUGACAGCUGAGAAGGGCUGAUAAGGCCAAAGCUCCCUCUCUCUCCCCUCCUCUCCUUCCCUCAGGACUCUGCCUGAGAACACCUCUGUGCCUAACCUGAUCCCCAUUCCCAGUUGUCAAGGCUUCUGUGACCAUGGCACCUGAUUCUCCUAAGGCCAGCUCUGUUCUUUUCCCCCUUGGAAGUCUCCUUGGAACUUUUGGGCCUUGGGACACCAUCUAGAAUGUCUUUCUCUCUGUGAGUGGUGCACAUUCUCAUGCCCAUUUUCCUGAAAGGAAAACUGUAGGCCCAGUGAAGAGCAAAUGCUGCCUGACAAAUAAAAUCCUGUGGUAUGCUGGG